Molecule: messenger RNA, 978 nt
Organism: Pelmatolapia mariae (spotted tilapia)
Lineage: Eukaryota; Metazoa; Chordata; Actinopteri; Cichliformes; Cichlidae
Product: galanin receptor 2a
Exons: 2
Coding region: 1-978 (325 amino acids)
Biological process (GO): G protein-coupled receptor signaling pathway
Cellular component (GO): plasma membrane
Molecular function (GO): G protein-coupled receptor activity
Source: RefSeq, a predicted model, not a curated record
AUGAAUGACUCUGUGUCCAAUUCCUCCACUUGGAAAGCGGAGUCUGCGCUCGUUUGCGUGGGAUUCGCCGUCAUCUUCCUGCUCGGCACGGUGGGGAACUCUCUGGUGCUCGCGGUCCUGUUUCGCAGCGGGCAGAUGAACACCAAAACCACCAACCUGUUCAUCCUCAACCUGGCCAUCGCGGAUCUGUGCUUCAUCGUGUUCUGCGUGCCCUUCCAGGCCACCAUCUACACUCUGGAUGAGUGGGUGUUCGGACCUGCGGUCUGCAAAGUGGUGCACUUCAUCAUCUUCCUCACCAUGUACGCGAGCAUCUUCACCCUGACAGCCGUGUCCCUGGACAGGUAUUUAGCCAUUUGCUACCCGCUCCGCUCCCGAGAGAUGAGGACGCCAAAGAACGCACUCACCUCCAUCGGCCUCCUCUGGGCCCUGGCCUUGGUUUUCUCUGGACCGUAUCUCAGCUACUUCUCACAGAUGGACCUGGCUGGCACUGUUGUGUGCAUUCCUACGUGGGAGUCCAAACCUCGCAUCAUAAUGGAUAUGUGCACGUUUGUCUUCGGCUACCUCGUCCCCGUGUUGGUGCUCGGCCUCACCUACGCCCGCACCAUCCGAUACCUGUGGACCAGCGUGGGCCCCUUGAAGGACAUGUCCGAGUCGAGGCGGGCCAAGUGGAAAGUCUCCAAGAUGAUCAUCAUAGUCGCUGCUCUCUUCUGCCUUUGCUGGCUUCCCCAUCACCUGGUAAUCCUCUGCAUGUGGUUGGGCCGAUUCCCGCUCAACUACACCACCUAUGUCCUCCGCAUCCUCUCACACUUUGUGGCUUACGCCAACUCCUGUCUCAACCCCAUCGUCUACGCCCUCGUGUCAAAGCAUUUCCGCAAAGGCUUCAGGAAGGUGUUCAGCUGCUCGCUGAAGAGGAGGGAGGUGAAUAAGGUGCAUGUUCAGGCAGUGAACAUGGUCAGCAGCAUCGAUGUGUCCAAUUAA